AUGGUCCGCGAUUCUCCAAUCGAAGGAUACGCCAUCGUCCCGAUGGAAUGGACAGGGAAGCCUCAUCCGGACAAGCCAGAGGUCACCUUCAAGGGGGCCCUCCAGGUAGCUUCACAGCCAUACUCGUCGACUGACAACCUCCAGGAAGUGAUGACUCAAAUCCGCGAUGUCAACCCCGAGUUCGUCGCCAGUCCCGGCCAAAAGAAUAGCGGCCUCAGUGCCCGCAACAUCGAGGAAAGAAACAAGGUCAGUCACCCUAUCUCCUCUCCCCUUAAUGGCCGGCAAAUCGAGGAGGCGACUGGAAAGUAG
Molecule: messenger RNA, 309 nt
Organism: Aspergillus lentulus
Lineage: Eukaryota; Fungi; Ascomycota; Eurotiomycetes; Eurotiales; Aspergillaceae
Source: RefSeq, a predicted model, not a curated record